GUCGGCCCAUCAACACUUCCCAAAACAUUUCCACGGCCUGGAUCUGCGGGUCUGCGGGUCUGCGUGUUCUAUUACAGUCCUGUAUCCAGGCGGGAAUGCUCCGGCGCAACGGAAUGUCUCAUCCGGCGGCUUGUUUCCUAUGUUUUUCUCCCCCUCGUUUGAGUGUGUCAAUACUAGCAGUGCGUCGAACGGCUCACGUGUAGUUGGGGUCGGCUCUCCCAGUACAAUACUGACAAGGAGGGACGGCAUUAUACCCUUGUCCUUGAUCAGUGGAUAUAAAAAGUCGGACGGCGGAGUUGUUUAUUGUGAGUGUGGGUUUUUUUUUUUUUUUUUUGCUGUGUUUGCAUGUGUAUUUGGGGAGGCAAAGCUUGAAACGGGAAUACUGAAAAGAGAGGCCAUGGCGGGAUCCGGGGUUGGAAUAUCUGUUGUAUAUACCCACGCGAUGGCCUACGGGAGAGAGGCGACUGCCUCUGGUGCGCUUGAUGUGGUCCAUUGCGUUGUGAUGGGGGGAAAGACAGAACAGGAAUGGCAACGGGAGAAUCAAUGCAGCAGGUGCAAUGCAAUGGUGGGGGACAAAAUGGAAUGAAAAUGAC
This is a messenger RNA of Colletotrichum destructivum, 593 nucleotides long. RefSeq lists its product as uncharacterized. The transcript has a single exon. The coding region runs from base 140 to 586 and encodes 148 amino acids. The record is from RefSeq and is a predicted model, not a curated record. NCBI's taxonomy places the organism in Eukaryota, Fungi, Ascomycota, Sordariomycetes, Glomerellales, Glomerellaceae.